UAUACAGUUAACAAGUGUAGUUAAUUUAAAUGUGUGUCAUGUACCCAGAUCAGAACAAAUCAAAUCACUCGUAGUGUUGAGUCCUGCAGCAAUUUUAUCCAAUGUUUGCCUACUAUCACCAAAUUCAUCAAUCUAUAGUUAUCUAUGGUGAAAUAGCCAAAAAGUACUCAAAACAGAGACAGGUCGUACGGAAAAGUCAAAUCUGUUUGAACGCUCAAAAAGUUCUGACGACGGCGCACAUAUUCUGACGUACUGGUCGCCGCCAGUGUAAUCAGGCUUUUUUUCAUUCGAACAGUUUGUCAGAACAAAAUUUCGUCAGAAUUCGCAUCACCAGUAAUCGUUAGAAAAAAGGGUGGCUGGACAGUACUGCUGUCGGGGACAGAUUGCAUGGGCAGGAAGAAAUCCAACAAAACACGACACAAACUAAUGCACUGAUUUUGUUUGACCGUAAACAGUUUUCAUUGUAGACAUUGAAGUCGCCAAAGAGGAGGGAGUUAAACUGGAUAGAGGGUUAAUGGAUAGAGGUAGGAAACAAAGAAAAAUGGUUUUGAAUUGAAUCAAAUCUAUAAGAUGUCCUUCUUGGCAGGCUUCAAACUCAGGCCUCUGGAACAUGACGAGGUGGCGUUGGUGUUAGCGAAUCAUUCAAGGGACCACUCAGGACCAUAUCCCCCGUCUGGAUGGAAACCAAAUGGGCCUGAGUUCGAAACGCCCGGAACUCCUCAAACACGUGGAAGACCAGGAGCACGAGGGUCACCUGCUGGAUCACCUGUAGGGCCAGAAACGCCUGAAACAACAGAAUCACCUAGAGCUUCUGGAUCUCCUGGAUCUCCUGUAUCUCCUGGAUCUUCUGUAUCUCCGGUAUCUCCUGGAUCUCCUGGGUCUCCUGGUGCACCUGAAAUGCCCGGAAAGCCUGGGACUCCGAUUGGUUCAGAGUACACUUCAACACAACCACCAGUGGAGCAUUCGCCACAAACUCCUUUUGAGGAGUAUGGACCCCCUUAUCACAAGCCGAUAUCCCAAAAUGACAUUACAACUACUAGACCACAGGAACCCACAACCGAGACCAGCUAUAAAGACGAAGAAGUAGAAAUAAUCAACGAACUUAGCGAAUUCACUAGGAAAAAGAGGGGACAGAAAAGCGAAAAACUUAAAGAGGUCGAGGAGUUUGACGUUACUACCGGUCCACCAUCGGUGGUUGAUAAGAAGCAAGAUUCAUUACCUAGUGUAAGAGACAUGGGAGUUUAUUACAUAUAUCACCCAAAUGGAGUACUCCAGAGGAUUAUGUAUUCUACCAAAGAUGAUAAAGUCAACAUGGAAUUUCUUGCUAGGUUAAAAUAUGAAAAUGUUAUUUCUAUCGAAGAUCCAUUGUAUACCUAUGACCCUAAGACUCUUGCACUGCAGAAAAUACAUUGAAAAUUAGUCAUAUGGAGAGAACUUGAGUGAUUUUGUAAAUUUUUGUACACG
This is a messenger RNA of Acanthoscelides obtectus, 1464 nucleotides long. Lineage: Eukaryota; Metazoa; Arthropoda; Insecta; Coleoptera; Chrysomelidae. The record is from the annotation of a GenBank genome assembly.